Sebastes umbrosus (honeycomb rockfish) is the source of this 2838-nucleotide messenger RNA. RefSeq names its product trichohyalin-like. The coding region runs from base 34 to 1179 and encodes 381 amino acids. NCBI's taxonomy places the organism in Eukaryota, Metazoa, Chordata, Actinopteri, Perciformes, Sebastidae. The transcript is spliced from 3 exons. The record is from RefSeq and is a predicted model, not a curated record.
UUUCAAAUUCAGGAACCUGCGAUUUGAGGAAUUAUGAGGAGAACAGUGGAGUCUCGAGAUAAAUCCAACAAGGCUGAGAUGGAAGAAUCACGUCGCCCCAAUGUGUCAGAGGUGCCUCAACUGGAUCCAAAAGGGUUACAUGCCCAACCUAAAUGGAAGACACAUGCUGAGUACUUAGCUCAGAAAGACAGAAAUGAGCUGUUAGAGAAGAUAGACGAACUUCAACAGCGGACCCAGGCGAUGCGGGUUAUGAUCAAAAACCUAACGGCAGAAGUGCAGGAUCGGGAAAAAAGAGGGGACCAUCUGAAAGAGCAGAAUAAGAUCAUUCGUGAUGAACUGGCCCAGUUUGAAUCUCAUAUACUCCAAAAACAGGCCGAGAUAAAGACUCUGCUGGAAGAACUUCGAGAAGCUCAGGAAAAGGGGAAAAUUACAGCUGACGAGAACCAGCGCCUGAGAGAAGGAGAGGUUGGACGUCAGGCAGCAAUGUUUGAACUUCAGGAACUCAUCAGUGUUAAAGAUGAGGAAAUCCAGAAGUUUAAACGCUCACAGCAUGAGCUUCAGAAAAGUGUAGUCUCUCUGACUGAGCAGAACAAGACGUCCAGCAAUGAGCUUGCUCGACUUGAGUCUCUGGCAGCAAAACUAAAUGAGGAGAAGAGAAACAUGCAGAAAGCUGAACGGGAUCUUCGGAUCCAAGUGGAGGUGGAUAAUGAACAAAUCCACAAAAUGGAGGAGCACAUAACGAACCUAACCAGGCAAAUCGCUUAUAAUCAGGAACAGUUAAAUGAAUAUCACAUCCUAACAACUGAUCAGAGGCAAAAGGUCUCUGAUCUUACAGGCCAGCUAGAGGUGAAGCAAGAAGAGGCGAUACUAGCUAGCGUUGAGCAGCAGAGAGAUGAGAUUUUAUUUGAGACGACAUUGGACGAUCAGAGCGAUGGCACCUGCUUUGCCGCUACACAUGGGGAUCAGAGCGAUGGCAUCUUCUAUGAUAAUACAUCGGACGAUCAGAGCUAUGACAGUGUCUGGGAGACUACAUCUGAGGAUCAGAGUGAUGAGUGCCUCCCAGAGAAACCAGCUUCUGUGUUUUGGACCAAGAGUUUCUGGUGGAACACUGCUAAAGUUGUAGGUGUGUCACUUGCCAUAGCCGUUGUGGGUAUAGGUGCCUAUAACGCCUAUUUCUGAUGGACUAUGCCUUUAACAAGCUACUGCCCUUCUGCCACCACAUUGUACCUCCUCCCGCCUAAACUAGAAUCCCUACAAACUACAACUCCACUUUAAAUCCUAACAACAGGUUCAUUUAUAGAUAUAGAUUAUGAAUGUGAUAAACAUAAUUUAUAUUUAUAAAUGAAUGGGCACGGUGGUGGAGUGGUGAGCACUGUCACCUCACAGGAGGCGGGCCUUUCUGUGUGUAGUUUGCAUGUUCUCUCCGUGUCUGCAUGGGUUUUCUCCGGGUACUCCGGUUUCCUCCCACAGUCCAAAGACAUGCGGCCCGACAUGCGGCCCAGGAGUGAGUGUGAAUCAUGACCUCUCACCUGACGUGAGCUGUGAAGGCUCAUACUGGUUGAGAGGUAUAGGUGGCUGUGGCUCAGGAGGUAGAGAGGAUCGUCUGCUAAUCGUGAAGAUUGGUGGUUCGAUUCCCGGCUCCUCCAGUCUGCAUGUCGAAGUGUCUUUGCAUGGACAAGAUACUGAACCUGAAAUUGUUCUGAAGGCUGUGCCAUCGGUAUGUGUGAAUGAGCUGCUGCUGCCCUACGGCGACUAACAACAGGUUCAUUUAUAGAUAUAGAUUAUGAAUGUGAUAAACAUAAUUUAUAUUUAUAAAUGAAUGGGCACGGUGGUGGAGUGGUGAGCACUGUCACCUCACAGGAGGCGGGCCUUUCUGUGUGUAGUUUGCAUGUUCUCUCCGUGUCUGCAUGGGUUUUCUCCGGGUACUCCGGUUUCCUCCCACAGUCCAAAGACAUGCGGCCCGACAUGCGGCCCAGGAGUGAGUGUGAAUCAUGACCUCUCACCUGACGUGAGCUGUGAAGGCUCAUACUGGUUGAGAGGUAUAGGUGGCUGUGGCUCAGGAGGUAGAGAGGAUCGUCUGCUAAUCGUGAAGAUUGGUGGUUCGAUUCCCGGCUCCUCCAGUCUGCAUGUCGAAGUGUCUUUGCAUGGACAAGAUACUGAACCUGAAAUUGUUCUGAAGGCUGUGCCAUCGGUAUGUGUGAAUGAGCUGCUGCUGCCCUACGGCGACUAACAACAGGUUCAUUUAUAGAUAUAGAUUAUGAAUGUGAUAAACAUAAUUUAUAUUUAUAAAUGAAUGGGCACGGUGGUGGAGUGGUGAGCACUGUCACCUCACAGGAGGCGGGCCUUUCUGUGUGUAGUUUGCAUGUUCUCUCCGUGUCUGCAUGGGUUUUCUCCGGGUACUCCGGUUUCCUCCCACAGUCCAAAGACAUGCGGCCCGACAUGCGGCCCAGGAGUGAGUGUGAAUCAUGACCUCUCACCUGACGUGAGCUGUGAAGGCUCAUACUGGUUGAGAGGUAUAGGUGGCUGUGGCUCAGGAGGUAGAGAGGAUCGUCUGCUAAUCGUGAAGAUUGGUGGUUCGAUCCCCGGCUCCUCCAGUCUGCAUGUCGAAGUGUCUUUGCAUGGGCAAGACACUGAGCCUGAAAUUGUUCCGAAGGCUGUGCCAUCGGUAUGUGUGAAUGAGCUGCUGCUGCCCUACGGCGACUAACAACAGGUUCAUUUAUAAAUAUAGAUUAUGAAUGUGAUAAACAUAAUUUAUAUUUAUAAAUGAAUGGGCACGGUGGUGGAGUGGUGAGCACUGUCACCUCACAGGAGGCGGGCCUUUCUGUGUGUAGUUUGCAU